Arabis nemorensis is the source of this 498-nucleotide messenger RNA. NCBI's taxonomy places the organism in Eukaryota, Viridiplantae, Streptophyta, Magnoliopsida, Brassicales, Brassicaceae. The record is from the annotation of a GenBank genome assembly.
AUGGGUGUAUCUGAUCCGAGAAAUAUCAUCUUCUCCGCGAAGAUGGGUCUUGCUCUAACGAUUGUAGCGGCAAGUUUUGAUCGAGCACUUGGGACAUUAUCAGCUGGAGGACUUGCUCUUGGAAUGGUUGAGCUUUUGACACUAAGCGGAAACUGGGAUGAGUUAUUCUGUACCAUUAGUAUCUUCUGCAUUGGUUUUAUUGCAAUUUUCAUGAAACUAUACUCGGCGAUGAAAGCUUAUGAGUAUGGUUUCUGGAUUUUCUUGCUUACGUAUUGUUAUAUUCUGAUUUCCGGGUUUAGAACAUGGCAGUUCAUAGAAGUGGUUCUAUCACAGUUUCUGCUUAUAGCUCUUGGAUCUGGUGUUAGUUUAGGUGUCAAUAUGUUUAUCUAUCUUAUUUGGGCUGGAGAGGAUCUUCAUAACCUUGUUGUGAAGAAUUUCAUGAAUGUCGCGACUUCUCUUGAAAGUUGUGUCAAUGGAUACCUUCGCUGUGUUGAAUAA